AAAUUGUGGUACCAUGACAUUGAAGCAGAGGCAAGUACCAGGCUAGUAGUUUCAUGAAGAAACACAAAGCCAAAAAGGUAAAUCCUGCACUACCUCUCAUGCAUGGCUGUUUUCAUUAGGCCUCAGAGCUUGUCUUCUGAGUGUAAUGGUGAAAUGUCUGUGUUAGUGCUGCCCUAGCACAGACUUCCAGAACUCCUCUUACAAAAAGCAGGGGACUUUCAAAAUGAACAGGAGAUCUAUCUCCAUUUUUCUGUAUGUGGUUCUUUCACACUAAAUUAUCAUUGAAAAUUAUUUGCUCUUUAAAUUACUUGCUUUCCAGUGUAGAGUAAAGAGUUGAAAGUGAAAGACAGUGGUUCCCUCAUUCUCCUAGUACUUUGCUGCAGUUCUAGGAGACAACCAGGCUGCCUCCUAGCAUCUCUGUGAGAACAGAGAUGGAGAGGAAAGAGGGAGCAAAAGCUUCUAAAGUAGGCUAGGAAUAAUGUUGGAGGAAUGUGAAUGCAAAAGCUCCUGGACAGGAAUUUAUACAGUGCCACAUUGGUGAGGCACUUAAACACUGCAGACAUCAUCAGUUCUUUCACUUCUGCUCCCCAGCCUGCAGCAGGAAGGCAGUUUGUGGUAAUCUGACACAGCCUGUAAAUAUUUCUGGCAGCAUAUAAAGCUAGCAAGGCUAACAGUGCAGUACACGCAAAUAGGUUUGGUUAUUUAGUGGCAGUCUAUUGAGUUCUGGUGAGAAAAGAAGUAACCGGCUUUCCAUUGUGUUCUCUCCGCAUAAAGUUGCAUAGUGCGGUUCUGCUUUAUUUGCAUCACCUAGAAUCACGUCUCACUUAAAACUGCCACUAACCUGCUCCUUUUCCUCUGUUUUCUGCAGAUAGUCCUCAUGCCCAUGUACCUAAUUUUCUCGGCAAAUUCAAGGUGCUUAUUUCUGGUUAGCAAGAUACACAUUUUUCCCGUCUGCAGCUCAUGCCAUGAUAUGUUGCUGUCAUUUUACAUAAGUGACAGCAUAAGCGACCUUUUAAUUACAUAGCCAAGGACAAGUGUUGUUGAAGAAACAAACUCUAUACAGCUAAAGAAAGGAAAUAUUUUUGAUUUCUCUUUGGCAUUGCAGAUAUCUCCAUAGUGCCCUUAUUUAACUAUUUGGCUCUAGAAAAAUCUCUUGCUGUAGGAGAAAGGUGUAGGAGCGAUCAAAAUAUGAAUUUCCAUCUCAAGCACUUUCUCUCAAACUGCUGAUCUGUAGUCUCUCCAGCAAAUCUGGUUUAUGGUGCAUUAUCAGGUUCUUGAAUAUUGCUGCUUGUUUGACUUUUUUCUAAGCAAAUUCUGCUCCAUAACUGAAAACAGACAUCUCUGUUAGAGGGGACAUAUAAUAGGCAUUAUUUUUUUUCAGAUUUAUCAAGGUAGAUGCCAGAUCUUCUCUCUAAUGUCUAAAGUAGAAGGCUAAAAUUUUGGAUGAACGAUGGCAGAACCAAUUUCUCUAAAGAGAAGUGAGUACAUCUUUGAUAGUGCUCGACUGCCAGUCUCAUGACAUGCAAGAGAACCUGCAAUUUCAGGUCAAGUUGUCUUCUGCGUGUAUCCUGCCAAAAAUGAGUUCACAUCAUCAAGAGCAAUGUGGGAGACCUUUGAUAAAAGACAUGAAACUUGUCCUUUGGUGUGAACAGUGUGCACAUUAUACUGAUACUUGACCAAUUUCUGUUUAAAACAAGACCAAAAAAAACCCACCUAGUAUGAUGGAUUUCCCAUGGUAUUAGCAAAGUACUGGGUCAUCUUAUUUGACUAACUGGUAGGAUUUUAGAAAGGAAAGCUUUAAAUGAAGAGUGUUCUUGGCUGCCUUACAGAAUUGUUAAAACAGCACUUAAUUUCUUGUCUACUUGAUUUAUCUUUGUCUUUCAAAGUUGAUUCAAUAGAAUAAUUUUAGAGCCUUUAACCAGCAGUGAACUGGAGCAGGCUACAGGUCCUUUCUACUUGAAAGAAUUAACUGAUUUCUUGUGUUACUAUUGCUGUAUUGCUGCAGGACUGUUUCAAAUACCAUCAUUCUCCUGCUGUUGGAAACUACUGUGACAUCGAGACCCGGAGUGUUGCGAUGUCGUCGCUAUUUAGUUCAUUUGGAUUUUUUUGAAUAGAGAGAGGCAUCUAUUUUUUCCACUCCUUGUUGAAAGCCACUGCUCCGUUUAUAGGAUGAGUAUUUCUUUGUCUGAGAUCCAGUCACCAUUUAUUCUUUCCUUGAUAACACCUGAAGAUGGGACAAUUUUUCUUUCUGGUGUAAACAAGAAGGCUGGAGAGCCUGUGACAACGCAGCCAACCAGCAAGGUUGGCAUGUCUGCUAUCACAAGAGUUAUGUGGACUGGCGGAGACUGGAGCACUGGUCUCUUUGAUGUCUGCAGCGACAAGAAAAUUUGCGCCUGCGGAGCCCUGUGCAGCCCGUGCCUGGAAUGCAGCCUGGCCAGGCGCUUCGGGGAGUGCCCGUGCUUCCCGCUGCUACCGGGGUCCACCUUGGCGUUAAGAGUUGGUGCCAGAGAGAGAUACAAAAUACAAGGGACCGUUUAUGAAGACUGGAUAGCAGUUUAUUGCUGCUGGCCUUUUGCUGUCUGUCAAGUGGCCCGAGAACUGAAGAGAAGGGCUAUGACCCAGAUCUGUGAAGUAAAUGCUACCCCCUUAGUUGAAGAUGCCCUAGUUAAAAAAAUUCCCAGCAAGGGAGCCUGAGUCAUGAUUCUUUCUAUCCAUCCAUUCCUUCUCCCUCGCCACCCACAAUGCAAAAUGCCUUGCUUUUAAAAAUAAAAUGCGUGAGUACUUUAGAGCAGAAUUUCUACUGCUUCUUGUCGCAUUGUGCAUGUUACACCCUGAUAUAAUGCCCAGUGACUUGCUCUU
Rhea pennata is the source of this 2859-nucleotide messenger RNA. RefSeq names its product PLAC8 like 1 (gene PLAC8L1). Lineage: Eukaryota; Metazoa; Chordata; Aves; Rheiformes; Rheidae. Bases 2170 to 2694 code for a protein of 174 amino acids. The transcript is spliced from 5 exons. The record is from RefSeq and is a predicted model, not a curated record.